AUGGAUAACGAUGAAAAUGCAAAAAUUAUUUUUAGAGAUCACAAUAUUUUUAAAGGAAAUUCAGAUACAGUUGAAAGUACUAAUUUUAAAAUAUAUAAUAAUAAAGAACUUCGCAAAGAGGUAAGUGCCCAUAAUAUCAUUCAAUGGCCGGACGAAAAAGAAUUUAAUAAUAGCGAUAUUGCCAAGCAUGUAACAGAAGAUCAAAUUCAUGCAGCGCCUACAGUCGAUCAAUUUGUUUUCCAAUUUCCUGCAAUAGACAAGGCACAUAAAUUAAAUAAUGAAAUUAAUGCAUCUCAAUCUUCGCCUAUACCUGCAAUAGAUAAUAAUAAUUUUAACAAUAACUCAACGAACAACACUGUACUUUAUAACGACAAGGUGACAUUUGCUUUGUACUAUAAGGAGAAACUUUCAGAAAAUGUAUGUACUUAUAUGAAGAAGAGUGACUGUUACCAGAAUAAAGGAGCUUUAAAUGUUGACAUGAAAGAUGAAAAGAAAUAUACACUCAAUAGGCAGUUAAUAUGUUGUAUCUUACCAAUCAAAAACAACGAAAAUGUAGUCCAAAGUAAUAAAGUAUCGUUCCCUGAAGUAACGAAAAAUUUAAGACGAUUCAAGAGAUCUAAAAGCACUGCUCUAGGUAAGGGCAAUAUUUUGUUGUUUCACAACUAUUCAAAUAAAAAACAAAAAACAAAGCAACCAGCCAUGACUACCGAUGAGGACUACGAAUACGAGGACCCUUACGUGAACAUAAAAAAUCAUAAAAGUCCACACAACCGCAAACAAGAAUCAAUGACAAAGCACGACAAUUCUGAUGAAUAUCCUGACGAUUACGCUGUUGAGAUACCCGCACCGGGAUUAACCGGACUAUAUUCUGACAUACACGAAAUUAAAGACAACCCAUACAAUGUGCAACACAUUGCUACACCUGAUUACGAAGAUGAAGACCGUACCGACUCACUUGGUUAUGCUACAGUCAAUCCGCGAAUCGGCUAUAAUAAAAAGAGAAAGUCACCAUACAACAAGCCUUUAAAACUCACAACAAACUCAGAUGAGAUAUACGAUAUAGAUAGUCAAACUAUCAGUUACCAUUCCGAACCAAACUUUAAUGUAUUACAAGAUUUCAAACUGCCUAAUUUAACAAGAAAGAAGGUAAUCAAAACAACAAGAUCCACUACCACAGAAAGCUUUUCAAAUGACCAUAUCGAGGAUGUUAAUAAAAAUGAAGAAUCUGAUAACAUUGCUGCUUUGACUGUUAAUACCAAUAAUGUAUGCGACCAUCGACAGAUAUUUAAAGACUGUGGUAGAACCUUUAACCCAAUUACAAUGCAAAACAAAGAAAUGGGAGAUACAGAGAAGGCUUCGCACCCGUGGCUGGCAAUAUUAGUACCGACUCAUAAAGAGAAUAAGUUAAUAUGCUAUGCCUCCCUUAUUCAUCCAAGAGCUGCAAUUACAGCAGGUGAUUGUGUUCACAGAACUGCCCCAGGAGAAAUCACUCUGAUAGCCGCACUUUGGAAUCUCAGUGAAAGGUCGAGGUCAGGAAAACGAGUCGUAAUCCCACUUUUACACCCCCAAUAUAAAAGUGAUGACUUAAAUAAUAACUUGGCUUUAGUGCAUUGGAAGAAACCAUUAAAAUUAGGAGCGACCGUGAUACCAAUUUGCCUUGCAAGUCCAAAGUUUGAUGAUGAAUGCAUGUUCGUCGGUUGGGGAGGCUUUGACCAACCAAUACGUACUCAAUCUCGGUGGCAACGAGCAACAAUCCAAAACUGCAAAGAUCAUUCUUCACUUGCUGGAAUACCGAUACCAAUUAACGCAUUUUGCGCAUCCGUUGAGACACGAAGCACAGUGACAGGUAUUGGUGGCUCACUAGUAUGCAAAACCGAUGGCCAUUUGUCAGCGGUUGGAGUAGCCGUAUCAAGAGACAGCACCCUCAUAUUAUUGCCUAUGUACAACUGGUUAACUUCACCACACAUCGGCACUUUUAUCGGCUUCCCAGAUAAGUGA
Messenger RNA from Arctia plantaginis, 1998 nucleotides. The record is from the annotation of a GenBank genome assembly. NCBI's taxonomy places the organism in Eukaryota, Metazoa, Arthropoda, Insecta, Lepidoptera, Erebidae.